CUUCUCCUCCCCCACCACCCGUGCCCACGCCCCGUCGUCGUCGUCGUCGUCGUCCCCAGCGUCGCCGCCGUCGCCGCCGUCGCCCUCGCCAGCCCCAGCAUGCCCCCAAUCCGCGACAAGUUCACCAUCCACUCAAAGGCCGUCGUCUGCCAGGACGUCGAGCUCAAGGGCGACAUCACCGUCGGCGCAGGCACCAUCGUCCAUCCAAAGGCCACCAUCUUUGCCAUCGCCGGCCCCAUAGUCAUCGGCGCCGGCUGCAUCGUCGAGGAGGGCGUCAUCCUCGUCAACCGUCGCAAAGAAGUCAUGCGCAUAGGCGAUGACAAUCUCUUUGAGAUCGGCUGCCGUGUCGAAUGCCCUAGCAUCGGCAACUUCAACACCAUCUCUGCCCGCGCAAGAGUCCACCACACCGUCCGCAUCUCCUCGUAUUGCGUGAUCGGUGCCGCUUGCCUCGUCGUCCCCACCGAGGACGAGAUCCUCGACGAGUACACCGUCAUAUACGGCCCUGCCGCGGAGCGACGCAUAUGGAGUGGGCGUGGCAAGGUACAAGAGGCGGAUCUGAGAAGGAAACAUGCAGAGUAUCUCAAGGAGAUGCUUCCGAAGUUCAAUCGUCUCAGACGAGGUGACGGUACAUGACCUCCUCGUUGUGUAUGUCGUCCUUGGUCAAUGCUAUCGUCGGUGCUCUCAACCGCGUUCGUACAUUUAUAUGAGCUGUUAGCUACAGCAGCUGUCGACGCGCACUUGCGGUAGAAUGAGAGAAAGAAUGCAUUGAGUUUCAGUCAA
This is a messenger RNA of Rhodofomes roseus, 780 nucleotides long. Its product is annotated as trimeric LpxA-like protein. The transcript is spliced from 4 exons. Gene Ontology annotation, cellular component: dynactin complex. NCBI's taxonomy places the organism in Eukaryota, Fungi, Basidiomycota, Agaricomycetes, Polyporales, Fomitopsidaceae. The record is from RefSeq and is a predicted model, not a curated record. The coding region runs from base 100 to 633 and encodes 177 amino acids. Gene Ontology annotation, molecular function: dynein complex binding. Gene Ontology annotation, biological process: mitotic spindle organization.